Messenger RNA from Mesocestoides corti, 636 nucleotides. The record is from the annotation of a GenBank genome assembly. NCBI's taxonomy places the organism in Eukaryota, Metazoa, Platyhelminthes, Cestoda, Cyclophyllidea, Mesocestoididae.
AUGAAAGGUGACUUACAAAAGUCAUUUUCUGAAUAUAAUAAGAUGAAAGACAAGCUGCUCUCCAGCCAAUCAAAAGACAGUGACGCACUGCGGCAUGCAGUCGAUGGCACAGAGUCCACUUACCGUUAUCAAAAGGAGAUGCUGUGUCUCGAGCUUUUCAAAUAUAGGAUGGAAUACAAAGACUACGAAAAGACUCUCAUGGAUUUCUUAGUUCACCAGCGCGAAUUCCUGAAGUCCUGCUACGAAAGUGCUGAUGCCCGUCUAGAAGAGACCAGUCCGCGCAGUGAUAAGUCCACAGACCACGUGUUUGCUUGGAUUUCUUGGUGUGUGGGCGGGCGUGUCACCGUUUUGAAGCUGGUGCUGCUGCCAGUAGCUCCGAUUUGCGGUCGACCCACCAAUGUGCCACGCCUUGGCUUUGAGGAGUCGGCGUUUGUGCUCACUAGUCGACUCAAUUAUACCCAAUCAAAGAGCUACUUUGGGAGCAGUUUGAAGGAUCACGUCGAUACUGACGGCUACUCCAUUCUCCUUAAAAAAUGCCUCGCCUACCUUGUAAAAAAUGAACUCUACAACCAGGAGGUACGACUAUUGGGUAUACUGUUUUGUAGCAUGAUGGCUUUUCACAACAAUUUCCAGUAA